Molecule: messenger RNA, 897 nt
Organism: Colletotrichum karsti
Lineage: Eukaryota; Fungi; Ascomycota; Sordariomycetes; Glomerellales; Glomerellaceae
Product: 60s ribosomal protein l9
Exons: 6
Biological process (GO): cytoplasmic translation
Cellular component (GO): cytosolic large ribosomal subunit; ribosome
Molecular function (GO): rRNA binding; structural constituent of ribosome
Source: RefSeq, a predicted model, not a curated record
UUGUCCGUCACAGUUGCGCGGAUCAAGUUCGUUAUCGGCGGGUUCGAGCGAUCGGAGUCGGUCGUGUUCUGGAGAGCUGUCGUUGCUGACCUGCCGGGCCCGGGCGGCGGGGGCUUCCGGCCACAGGGCGGGCAUGCACGGGCCAUCGUCACAGUCAAGUUUCCCUGGGGCGCGAGCCCUACUGCACCGAAGCCGCCCACACCCACUCAAAGUUUCUCUCAAGACCGUCACUUAGGAAAUUUUGACGAUCGACUCAACGCCCAGCGACCUCCAGACCACGCCCAAUCGCCCGCCGACCACCCCCCUCCCGACGUCAAGAUGAGAUACAUUCACUCCCAGGAGACUCUUGAGAUCCCUCAGGAUGUCAAGGUUCACAUCAAGUCCCGCGUCGUUACCGUCGAGGGCCCCCGUGGCAAGCUGGUGAAGGACCUCAGCCACUUGGCUGUCAACUUCUCCCAGCCCAAGAAGGGCUCCAUCAACAUUGAGAUCCACCACGGCUCAAGAAAGAACGUUGCCACCCUCCGCACCGUCCGCACCCUGAUCAACAACCUGAUCACCGGUGUCACCAAGGGCUUCAAGUACAAGAUGCGCUACGUCUACGCCCAUUUUCCCAUCAACGUCAACGUUGAGAAGAACUCUGACGACAUCUGGGAGGUUGAGAUCCGCAACUUCAUUGGUGAGAAGCUCGUCCGCCGCGUGACCAUGCGCCAGGGUGUCGACGUCGAGGUUUCCAAGGCCCAGAAGGAUGAGCUCAUCCUCCAGGGCAACUCCCUCGAGGCCGUCUCCCAGUCUGCUGCCGACAUCCAGCAGAUCUGCAAGGUCCGCAACAAGGAUAUCCGUAAGUUCCUUGACGGUAUGUACGUUUCCGAGAAGGGCAACGUCGUUGAGGACCAGUAA